Hyaena hyaena (striped hyena) is the source of this 3706-nucleotide messenger RNA. RefSeq names its product hepatitis A virus cellular receptor 1-like. Gene Ontology annotation, biological process: positive regulation of mast cell activation; phagocytosis, engulfment. Lineage: Eukaryota; Metazoa; Chordata; Mammalia; Carnivora; Hyaenidae. The record is from RefSeq and is a predicted model, not a curated record. Gene Ontology annotation, cellular component: cell surface. Gene Ontology annotation, molecular function: virus receptor activity; phosphatidylserine binding.
CCCUGUACCCCCUGUGUCAGCAUCAGGAGUUGGUUUGGACUCUGUGGGGAAGGAGCUGGGAAACAAGGGCUGCUCUGAGGACAGUUUGCUUGUCUUUGGAAGGUUGCAGGAUGCUCAGUCACCCUGGAGAUAACUGACACAUGAAGCUGUUGUGCAUGAUCUCUCCUCACUGACAGAGCAGGCUCAUGUGAUUCACUUAGUCAGCGUGAAAGAAGAAGUUGCAAUCUGAGAAUUAAGACUUGUUCCGAGACCAUCUGGUGAGGGGCACACCUACCAGUCUGCUUUCUCUUUCCUUCAGGUCGAUAUCAUCAUGCAACCUUGGGUAGCCGUCUUCAGCCCCAUACUACUUCUGACAGAUGCUGUAGUUUCUUAUGUACAAAUGAAUGGAGUGGUGAGUCAGUCUGCCACUCUCUCCUGCACUUACUCGACAGCUAAUGGAGUCACCACCAUGUGCUGGGGCAGAGGGGCAUGUCCUGUGUCCCAAUGCUCAGAUGAAAUUAUCUGGACUAAUGGAUCCCACGUAACCUUUCAGAAGCACCCGCGUUAUAAGCUAAAUGGGAAUCUUUUAAAAGGGAAUGUGUCCUUGACCAUUGAGAAUGUGGCUCAGACGGACCGUGGUCUCUACUGUUGCCGUGUUGAACACAGGGGGUGGUUCAAUGAUAUGAAACUCACCCUGUUAUUGGAGAUAAAGCCAGCUGAGUUCACCAGUGUUCCAACGUCACCUAGGGUCUUUACCUCUACUUCUUCAAUGCCAGCACCCACGCAGAACCUCAAGCCAGCUACUUCAUCUUCUCCAGUGCAGACAGCAGAAACCCAGCCUACUGCAUCACAGGAAACGAGCACAACACAGCCCACCAAUUCACCAUUGUACUCUUGCCCAACAGAUGGGAAUAUCACUGUGACACUAUCUUCAGAUGGCCUUUGGCAUAGCAAUCAAACUCAGGUGUUGCUAGCACAAAAUCCAUGGAUGACCACCAGUAAGGGACUCUACAUUGGAAUCUGCAUUACUGCUGUGGUAUUGCUCACUGUGUUGGUUGUCCUGAUUCUAAAUGGGAGUCUUUUAAAAGGGAAUGUGUCCUUGACCAUAGAGAAUGUGGCUCAGAUGGACCGUGGUCUCUACUGUUGCCGUGUUGAACACAGGGGGUGGUUCAAUGAUAUGCAACUCACCCUGUCAUUGGAGAUAAAGCCAGCUGAGUUCACCAGUGUUCCAACGUCACCUAGGGUCUUUACCUCUACUUCUUCAAUGCCAGCACCCAUGCAGAACCUCAAGCCAGCGACUUCAUCUUCUCCAGUGCAGACAGCAGAAACCCAGCCUACUGCACCACAGGAAACGAGCACAACACAGCCCACCAAUUCACCAUUGUACUCUUGCCCAACAGAUGGGAAUAUCACUGUGACACUAUCUUCAGAUGGCCUUUGGCAUAGCAAUCAAACUGUGUUGCUAGCACAAAAUCCAUGGAUGACCACCUGUAAGGGACUCUACAUUGGAAUCUGCAUUACUGCUGUGGUAUUGCUCACUGUGUUGGUUGUCCUGAUUACCGAAAAAUAUUUAUGCAUAAGAAACAAGCUGAAAGAACUAAACUUGGUUUCGUUGAGUGACCCUCAGACUGGAGCUUUGCAAAGUGCAUCUGAAGUGGGUAUGCGAGCAGAAGACAAUAUCUACAUUAUCGAGGACAAUCUUUACGUCAUGGAUUAAGACCCAGUGGCCCUCUAAGGGUUUAUGCCCUUGACUGCAGAAGACAGUGACAAGAUAUCACCAUGUCAGGGUUCUCUUAAGCUCUAGAAUGAAUUUUCUGUCAAUUUCAAAUGAUAUUCCAAUAUGUCAGUUAUGAUGGGUAGACUGAAUUUGGUUCAUCUGUGUACAGUCAACCUCACUGGUCAUAUAGUCCAUUUUUUUAUACUAUAACUGGUACAAUAUUUCUGGUCAUUGCAGAGCUUUCUCUCAAACAUGAAAUGAAUACUUUAGGAAUGUAUAUUCUCUUUGGACCCUAUGAACCAUAUAUCCAUCAAGAAUUCUCACUGGUAAGACAGGAGAGGAACUAAUACAUUGGUCACCAAAGCUGUCAAGAAGAGCAGAGAACUCCAAAUGUUAUAGUUCUUAGGUUCCCCAAAGCUUUCAAAUCAUGGGGGUACACAGGCUUUUAUUUCCCCUAUGGGGAAAUAGAAGUGAAUGUUAUUUUGCCAUUGUGGGUAAAUCCAAUUUCUCAUAGCUCUGGAAAUAUGUGAUAUUAAGGCUUUCACUAGAACCAAUGUGGGUAUUUUAGCAGUUAGAAGAAACUAGGGUAGUGAGUGAACUAAGAAGAUACCUGGGCAAGAAAAUCAGUUGAUUUAUUACAUGCUAUUUCUGCUACAUAUGUUCCAUAGUUCCAAGCAUUUGUGCCCACAAUUGUCAUGCUCUCUGAACUAAUUUUUAGAAUGAAGCAGGGUAGAAAUAAAUAGAAGAAAAAAAGAGAGAAGGCUAAAAGGCUUUUUGCUUUAGAAAAGUUACUUUGCAAAUAUAAUAGUGUUAUUAGAGAAUGUUACCAAGUUUCAGUCAAAAUUCUAAAUUGUCACCAAAUUACUGUGAUUUUUAAAAUUGUUUUGGAAGGAUGAGGGUUUCUUUUUUAAUAGCAAAUCAAUUCCAAUACUAUUCUUUUUUUUUUUUUUUUGACAAUUCAGUGAAAUUUUUGUUUUUUUCCAAGAGAGUUAAACAAAGGCUAAAAAUAAGGACUUUUUAAUAUCCACAGGCAUUUCUACAUGAACAGUUAACAAGGUUGGAUGUUAAUUUCAAUCUGAGUAAAACCUGAAACAACUCCUUCUUGGGGUUUAGAGAUAAACUAUAGUGGUUGAGUAAGGCAAGAUGUUUAUUUCUAAAGGCAACAUCCUUGACAUGGUUCUGCAGAGUUCUAGGAAAUUAACAUGACCUCUGAAUAAAAGUUGUAUCGGCAAAUAAUAUUAUUAAACAUGUUACCUUGGGUUUUCCAAGUGCAGCCAAGAUCUGACCUGGCCUAAGAAGUUUUGUUUAAACUACAGUGUUUUUCUUUCAAAUUCAAGACAACAUGCAUAAACAUGGAGAAUUCAGAUGAAAGCCUGGAUUUGUAGUUUCUCUGGAAAGACCUUGAAAUAUUGAGCUGAAUUCUAUAGUCAGGACCCUAUUAUAUGGUGCUACAUCCCCUUAGCCCCUAGUCCUUGGCUUUUCUGCCCAGACACACAUUUGCUACCUGCUUUGUGAUUGGGACUUGGAAUUUAUAACAGCUCUGCUCUCUUUACCCUUCCUGCAGAUUUAUGAUGGCACAUUAAAAUUUCUGAGAAUCUGGUUAACUUUGUUACUCCAGCAUUUCCAAAACUUGCUUGAACCCCAUGAAUACAAGGACUACUGCCAUUUCCAGUCACAUUCUGUGAAACGAUGUGAAGAUGUGUGGGAAAGAAGGUGGUACACAGAAUUAGGACUAGGACCUGAGUUCUAUUCUUAACUCUUAACAGAAACACUGGAUGCCAUUAGGGCGAAUGUUUCUUGAUGCCUACAUUUUUUAAUCAAUCAGGCAUAAUUAUUCCUAUAAUUAUGUCAGUAUAUAGCAGUAAUUCCAUGCCAUGUUACUCACGAGAGGUCUUUGAAAAGUGAAAAACACUAUAGAAAUGCAAAAAGUUUUUUUGUUGUUGUUUUUGGUUUUGGUUUUUUUGGUUGAUUUUGUAAUAAUAGAAGAUUUAGAUUUAGUGCUCAGUAAAU